Molecule: messenger RNA, 1273 nt
Organism: Mangifera indica (mango)
Lineage: Eukaryota; Viridiplantae; Streptophyta; Magnoliopsida; Sapindales; Anacardiaceae
Product: TOM1-like protein 9
Exons: 4
Coding region: 440-703 (87 amino acids)
Biological process (GO): protein transport to vacuole involved in ubiquitin-dependent protein catabolic process via the multivesicular body sorting pathway
Molecular function (GO): ubiquitin binding; phosphatidylinositol binding
Source: RefSeq, a predicted model, not a curated record
AAUGAUUUGAUUCAGUCUCAUAAAAAUCAACUCAUUUCUAAAAAUCAGUGACCGGCAACGACUGAGAUGACUAAGCGAGUGGCGACCGACUGAGAGGAGCACAUGAGACUAUGCGACGACAACUGAAAGGACGAAUGGUUGACGGACGAUAAGGAGAGAUGAAAUCUGACCAACGGAGCCCAAGAGACGAAUCGAGAGGACGAACGGCCGACCUACUAUGAUUAGAGACAAUAUCUGACUGAGAAUCGAGCAGAUGCUGUUGUUGGAAACGAUCUUAAAGAAUUGUGGGGACAUUGUCCAUAUGCAUGUGGCAGAGAGAGAUGUUCUUCAUGAGAUGGUUAAAAUAGUAAAGAAAAAGGUGAGAAUGUUUCUUGAGUAGUUUUUGCUGUCUUUCUGUGGUUUACUUAUUUCCUUUUGCCAAAGCUUGUUCAUAGUUCUCAUGAUUCUGUAUUGUAGCCUGACUUUCAUGUUAAAGGGGAAGAUACUGAUUCUAACAGAUACUUGGCAAGAAGCUUUUGGAGGACCAAGGGCAAGAUAUCCACAAUAUUUUGCAGCAUACCAGGAGUUGUUGAAUUUGACUAGCUUGACAGAAAUUCAGAAUGCAUAUGGCAUUAUGGAUGUCCUUUCCAAAAUGCUGAAUGCAUUAGAUCCAAGCAACAAAGAGGGGCUUAAGCAGGAGGUGAUUGUUGACUUGGUGGAAUAGUGUUAGAGCGAAAGUGUACAUACGGAGGAAGACAGAAAAAGAAAAAAGAGAAAGUCCACUUGGCAGCACUAAUCCACCUAGCAGUAACAAUCCGUAUGACAACAAUGCAUGAGACAUGAAUGCUACUCAAUUAAUUAAGGAAACUGUAGCAAAUUGUGGAACAAAUGUGAACUCACCAACUAAGGAAACCAUUACAGACCAAGAUCGACAGGAAGCAAAAAAGAUAAACAGGCAGCAGACAUUGGGAACCAUCAAGUCAAGGGACGCUGAUGUGGCGCCAGAAGAAUGGAGGAACAAUGAGAAAAGAGGGAAAAAAAAAAUUACAAAAGCCUGGAGAACGGAGGGAGAGGCAGAGAACAUUGAAGAAGAAGAAGUAGAGUGAGGGAGAGACCAGCCUCUCGAAUGCUGGAUUAGUCGGAUAUAUUUUGGCUUGCUACUCUUUUGUUACUGGCUUGUUAAUCCUUGUAUUUUGGUUAUUAAUCAGUUCAGUGUAUGAAACAAGAGUGAUUGGAGAUUGAACUUGGUAUUCAUUUUCCAGUAUAAUAUACAAUACACACUACAGUUAUUACA